Molecule: messenger RNA, 588 nt
Organism: Thermochaetoides thermophila DSM 1495
Lineage: Eukaryota; Fungi; Ascomycota; Sordariomycetes; Sordariales; Chaetomiaceae
Exons: 2
Coding region: 1-588 (195 amino acids)
Source: RefSeq, a predicted model, not a curated record
AUGCGUUUCACCACUCUGUUCGUUGCUGCCGGCUUCGCCUUCUUCGCGAACGCCCAGACUACCACCAGCUCCGCCGAUGCCGCCCAGAACUCGCAACAGGCUGCUAUGAUCAAGUGUAUCGAGGCCUGCCCGGCCGGCGAUGUUGUCUGCACCUCCAAGUGCAUCACUGUCCCUAGCCCCAACGAGUCUCAGGCGAACGCUACCACCGACUGCGUUGCCAAGUGCGAUCAGGGCUCCGGCUCUCCUGCGGACACUCAGAAGUAUGCUCAAUGCGUCGACAAGUGUAUCAACGAUUACUUCUACGACCCCAAGGUUGGCACCCCUAGCGGCAAUGGCUCUGGCUCCGGCUCUGGCUCUGGCUCUGGCUCUGGCUCUGGCUCCGGCUCCGGCUCCGGCUCCAGCGGCUCCGGCUCGAGCGGGUCUAGCAACGGUGACGGCGAGGGCUCCAGCUCCGAUGGCGAGGCUACUGGUACCGCUACUGGCUCUGCCGCCUCGAGCACGCCCACCACCGAUGCCGCUGGUGCCAUGAAGGUCUCGGGUGCCCUUGCUGGCUUCGCUGGUCUCGUCGGUGCUCUUGCUGCUCUUUGA